This is a messenger RNA of Rhizophagus irregularis DAOM 181602=DAOM 197198, 507 nucleotides long. Lineage: Eukaryota; Fungi; Glomeromycota; Glomeromycetes; Glomerales; Glomeraceae. The record is from RefSeq and is a predicted model, not a curated record.
AUGGAGAUUUUUGGCGUUAGAUUAGGUAAGAUUAAUGACAAUAAUAGGGAUAAAGAGGACAAAAAGUUGUUGUUAGGCUAUAUAGAUAAAGUAGGAGUGAUAGAAAAAUAUUUGGAAAGCCUUCGUGUUGCUUUCCUUGUCCAAAUCUAUGAUAAUGAGGAUAAACCAUUGUCGGAAAAUUCUAAAGAAGAAGUCUACUCGAUUUACUCAUGUUAUCAAGAAAAAAUAACAAAACCGAUCAUAGAAGACUUUCAAAAAUUGUACGAUGGUUUUGAGAAUAAAAUUAAUAAAAUCGCAAAGGAAUAUUCAAAUAACAAUGAAUUCAAGAAAGCUAUAUAUGAAUUUAUUGGUGAAGUUGUAAUUGAGUCAAAAAAUACAAUUUGGAAAGAACGCUGUGAAGAAGUUAAUAAAUGGGAACGAGAGAACAUACUAAAGAUGAUAAAAAAAGAAAUAUAUUAUGGAUUCAACAGAGAAAGAUGGAGACAAGCUGAGUUUUAUAAAUUUUAG